AUGAGUACUAUCGCAACAAACGACUCGUGGGACUCUCCCGUUGCUUCCAGUUCGAAGCCCUCAACAGUCCCCCGCCCUGCCGCCGCCAUCAAGGACGACUGGGAUGAUUCGGACGAGUCUGAACCCGAGGACAGCAGGAAGAUAUGGGAGGAUGCGAACACCAAGGCGCCGAUGCCACAACUCGUCGCGGCACCCGCAUCAACUUCCUCCGCACCGGUUCUCCCCUCGGGCGCUUUCGCAGCCCCCAUCCGCAUCCUGAAGCGCGCCCCUGCUGCCACGGAUGCCGCUACACCUGCUCCGGACUUGCAGCAGUCAACAUAUGCAGACAAGAAAGCCCAAUAUGAUGCCGCAAGACAACGGAUAUUCGCAGCGAAUGAGCAGACCAAGGGAGCCGCGAAGCAGCUAUCGGAAGGAAACGCGGUGGCUAGACAGCCACUGGGGCCUUCUUCGGGCGUUGAUGAUGCGAGGGCCUCGGAAGGUUCAAGGGGAUUCGCGAAACGAAGUCGAGGACGAGGGCGAGGUGCUACCGUGAAGCCAUGA
Molecule: messenger RNA, 540 nt
Organism: Peniophora sp. CBMAI 1063
Lineage: Eukaryota; Fungi; Basidiomycota; Agaricomycetes; Russulales; Peniophoraceae
Source: the annotation of a GenBank genome assembly